This is a messenger RNA of Saimiri boliviensis boliviensis (Bolivian squirrel monkey), 840 nucleotides long. RefSeq names its product proteasome assembly chaperone 3 (gene PSMG3). Lineage: Eukaryota; Metazoa; Chordata; Mammalia; Primates; Cebidae. Gene Ontology annotation, biological process: proteasome assembly. The record is from RefSeq and is a predicted model, not a curated record.
ACCUGCGGAUGGGGGCGGGCCCGCGUCGCUCACGCAGAGCCACUUCCGAGCGCGCCGCCUGCUUGGUGGGAGCAGGUGCCAUUGAAGAGCCCCACAAUGGAAGAUAAGCCGUUGGUGAUAUCGAAACAGAAGACGGAGAUGGUGUGUGGAGUCCCCACCCAGGUUGUGUGCACAGCCUUCAGCAGUCACAUCCUGGUGGUGGUGACCCAGUUCGGGAAGAUGGGUACCCUGGUCUCCCUGGAGCCCAGCAGCGUGGCCAACGAUAUCAGCAAGCCUGUGCUCACCACAAAAGUCCUUCUGGGGCAGGAUGAGCCUCUCAUCCAUGUCUUUGCAAAGAACCUGGUAGCGUUUGUGUCCCAAGAAGCUGGAAACAAAGCAGUCCUCCUCGCCGUGGCCAUGAAGGACAAAAGCAUGGAGGGGGUUAAGGCGCUGAGGGAGGUGAUCCGGGUGUGCCAGGUGUGGUGACCUGGAGGCAGCUGCCCCUCGCUGCUCAGCAGGACACGUGGGGACGCAGACACCCACUCAGGGACUCAAGUCUUGCCUCCCUCCCUGGUGGAGGGAGGAACUUUGUCUGGCACUAGCCCUUGGAGCCAGGAAAAAUAUUUGUGUCUCAGGCAGACUCUUACUCUGGUUACUGAGAUUAUCUGUGCAUGGGGGGAGAGGCAGAGCAUAGAGAGUGUCCCGAGGGAGUUGUGAAUGGAUCUCACUGGGACCUGAGUCAUUGCUCGUGUUUGAGAAUUGGAGGAAUGAGUCAGCAGGCCUGGCUCAUGGCUGCCCGUGUGCAGGAUCAAUUUUAGGAGAAAAUUUCUUUUUUAUUAAAAGCAAAUAUGUAUCCCAGAA